GAGAGUUACACACAUACUGUGUGCUACUGUGACGUAGUUAUGGCGUUGAAGAGUAAUCUGAGGCAAACCCAGUCACUGAGGAACAUCAGCGCAUCAUGUGACCUGCCCACCUGUACAGAGGAUCGGCUGCUGAACUGGAAAGUAUCUGUGUCGCAGCUUGUUGCCAGAUAUCAAAGCACUGUGGAAGUGAACGCGUCCACUCAGGCAACACCGAGGUACGACAGUGAAGUGAAACUAAAGCAGGCAACAUCACUCUCAUCACUGCCAUAUGUGAGCAGUCUGCUGGACAGCAAAGAGAGUCAGCUGCAGUCUCUGAUGAGGAGAAAUGAGGAAAGAGAAAUGUCUCGAGCUUCGACCAACCUGAAGCACAGUAAGUCAGUGGGAAGCCUUCAGAGCGGCUCUGGAACCAUUGAUGCUCUGAGGGCGCUGUUUGAGUCUAAAGCUGACAUACAGCACAAGGUAAAAAACAGUUUCAGAUCUGCCAAGACAGCAGACAUGAUCCCACAAUGGAUGAAUACAGAGGAUGAGGUGUUCGACAGCCCCACAGAGAUACCCCACAUGGAAAACUCCUAUCCUUUUCAAGACAGUGAUGACAAGGAUGUUGUAACAGCUAAGGAUUUAUCUGCUUCAGUCCGAGAGAGGCGGCAAGGUUUCAACGAGGCGUGUCGGGCUCUAAUUAACAAGGGUAUCCGCUUCAGUAUGCACUUUCCAAUCACUCUGACGGUGUACCACAAUGGCACCGAGCACAAGCUUGAAACAAAGAUGUAG
This is a messenger RNA of Thalassophryne amazonica, 768 nucleotides long. RefSeq lists its product as uncharacterized. The record is from RefSeq and is a predicted model, not a curated record. Bases 40 to 768 code for a protein of 242 amino acids. The transcript is spliced from 4 exons. Lineage: Eukaryota; Metazoa; Chordata; Actinopteri; Batrachoidiformes; Batrachoididae.